Mytilus trossulus (common blue mussel) is the source of this 2978-nucleotide messenger RNA. RefSeq names its product homeobox protein php-3-like. The record is from RefSeq and is a predicted model, not a curated record. The transcript has 3 exons. Gene Ontology annotation, biological process: regulation of transcription by RNA polymerase II. The coding region runs from base 393 to 1154 and encodes 253 amino acids. Gene Ontology annotation, cellular component: nucleus. Gene Ontology annotation, molecular function: RNA polymerase II cis-regulatory region sequence-specific DNA binding; DNA-binding transcription factor activity, RNA polymerase II-specific. Lineage: Eukaryota; Metazoa; Mollusca; Bivalvia; Mytilida; Mytilidae.
UACAUAAUAACCAGAUUUCGAUUAAUUGAAGAAAGAAAUAUUCAGAUGCAUUAGCAAUCUAUGAAACUUUACGAUAUAAAAGCUAUUUUUGUGAAUUUAAAGUAAUUCUCUGUUCGGAGAUAUUCCACCAUUGGACUUGAGUUUAUCUAUCAUUCACCUACUAUUGGAAGAUGAAGAUCACGUGAUUACUAGUGACAGAUAGAAUUUUAUGAGAACGUUACUGAGGUCAGGGGUUACAUUGGUAAGAGAGGUACCGCUUUUAUAACUUCAUUUUAUUAUCGAUGGAUAACAUACACACAUAUUUUGUGUUUUCUGGGUUUUAUCUUCGAUAAGGAAUAUAUUUUUCUCAUGGAAGGAACUUUUUAUAAAUAUCAAAGGUGGAAUGAUACAUUAUGGAAUCAGGGAGUAACUUAUUAGCUCAUUCGAGUUUACCUUUUUAUCAAAACGGACUUUCUAGUACUACAGUAUCAAGUUUAUUAUCGUCCAGUCCGAGUACACAAGAUACAUUAAGCCGUACGGCUUUAUCAACCCAGAACGGGUGGCCAUCUAACUAUACAGGUGAAACAGGCAAUUCUUGUUCGAUGGCUUCCUACGGAAAUCUUCAGCUAGGAGCUUCAUUUCCAAUGAAUGGAAAAUCUCCAUAUAAUUCAUUUUCAUCGGCUAGUGCUGACUAUUUGAACUGUAGGCAAAUGAAUCCUCUGAAUCCAAUGAACCAUUUGAAUGCUAUGCCUGCCAUGAGAAACUAUUCAUUAUAUGGAGAUAUGUACCAGGCAGCUCAUCCACCCGGGUAUACAAAUGGUGGAUUUUAUCCGGAUAUGACACACGGGAUCCCUCCAUUGCCGGGUAGAGAUUUAGAUUGUCGGAGUUCGGUGUCAGAUUCCCCUAACCAAGAAUCAAAAGGAAGAAAGAAAAGAAAACCAUAUACCCGGUAUCAAAGUAUGGUAUUGGAAAAUGAAUUUUUGAACAGUUCUUAUAUAACCCGACAAAAACGGUGGGAAAUUUCAUGUAAACUACAGCUAUCUGAACGACAAGUUAAAGUAUGGUUUCAAAAUAGACGGAUGAAGAGAAAGAAACUCAAUGAACGUGCAAAAGCUAGAAUACGCGAUGACGAUAUAAAAGACGUUUUACCGCAAGGACCACAUAUUCAAGCGUAAUGAUGACUUGAUUGAAUCUCAUGAACGUUUUUAUUCAUAAACCACAUAAAUUUUGCAAUGUCUCAUCCAGCGAAAGAAGCGAAAGUUAUCAAGGAAAGUUCCUUGUAGAUGUGAUCAGGAGGCACUGUGUCUUGCAGCCUUUUUAAUAGAAAGACACAAUAGAACGACAACCGAUCGCAAACAGAACACGCACAAGAAAAGAACGCUAAUCUAAUGCGCCACAAUUAAGAGGACGCUGAUUUAUGACAAGUGCUAGACAUUAAUGUCAAUUAUAUGUUUGUAUGUAUGUUUUGAAAUAAGAAGUUGUGUAUUUUUUAUUUAAGAUAUUUGAUCGAAUGACAGGGAUUAUUUUUGUUUUGUUUCUUGCCAUAUAGAGUCCAAAUGUAUAUGUAUAUAUUAUAUGAUGGUAUUUAAUUUGUAUGAAUGUUUUGAGAUGUUGUUAUGAUUAUUUUUCACUGUCUAAUUUACUCUGAAACAAUUAUCACCAUUUAUUAUUUGCUCAAAUCCACAUUAUAAGAUCUCGUCACUUUUCUUUUAAAAUACAAUAAAACUUUAUAUCGGGAAUUUCGGAACAAUAAAAUAUAGUAUUGACUAUUUAGAUAAAAAAAAACCAACUAAAAUCUCUUCAGUUGAUUAAAAAUCAUAAAUUCAUAUUUUAAAUUUCUUAUGAUGUUGAACAUUUCUACUCUGAUUUUAAGUUAUGUAUUACAGAGCAAUAUGUUGUUAAGCACUAGCACAUAUUAGAAAAAAAAUAUUGGGAAAUAAAUUCGAAAUAUUCUAUACAGUAGAUCCUAAAAGGGUGUAGAGUAAUUCUUAAUUUCUAAAUCCAAAUCGUUCAAUAAAAUUUCAAAAACUAUCUUUUUUUUUAAAUAUAAUGACAAAAAUUAGUGGGGUUUUGAUAGAAAAAAACAGAUAAACCUUUUUGAAGCAAACAGCAAUUAAUUAAGCUGAAAAUUCUGAUAAAACGUGUAUUUCAUAGACUCAAAAUAUAAAUUAUUUAAUCUUUGUUCUUAAUUAGAAAUAUCGAGCCAAAAGAAGAAAAAGACUUUAUUCUCUUGAAACAAUUGGGUACUCCAGUAAUUCUGAAAAUGUUGCUGUACUACUUGGGAAUACUAAAUAUUAAGGCAGCAGCUUUUUUCUCAAGUCUGUUUUUUCUUCUUCAUAUCAUAAAAGUAGGACAAAAAAGUAUUUGUGUUUCAGGUAUUCUUGUAUAAAAAUAGGACACAGCUUUUCAUACGUCCCAAUAUUUGAAUGAUAUUUUGCUAUGUCUUUGUUGUUUUUUUCUUUCUCUCCCGUUAACACUUCCCCCUUUUCCCAUUUUCAUAUUUUCUUAUGAAAUUCGAAAAUAAUAUAGUUUAGCUUUUUAACUCAAUAUAUACCUUAAUUUAGUUGUGAACAUUGUCUCAUUUAUCCUACAUCAUUUUUUUUUAUUUGGAGUUUUGUGAAACUUUUCUGCAUUUUUUUUAAUGAAAACUUAUGGUCAAUAGGGAAAACCUGAAACACAUAAACUUUUUAUUUUUGCCUUUAUAGAACAUUGUCAUUUCUAGCAGUCCAUUAAUCACAUUUUUAACAUUAUUUACACAAAUCACAGGGAGAACUUUCUCUCGCAAUAUUUUCACUUUUAUCAUGGGAAGAAAAUUCUCCUGCAAGAUUUACAUGUUUACCAUAAGGGGAACAGAUCUUCCUCUGCAAUAUCAGAAUAUUAUAUAAAAUUAUGUUAAAAUGUCCCAGGUAUUGAACUUGUGUAUUCUUUGAAAGGAUGCUGAAACUUCCUUUACAGAGAUUUAUUUCAUGUUCGAUGGAAAUAAAAUAUUAGGUAAAAUA